Messenger RNA from Bubalus bubalis (water buffalo), 1036 nucleotides. RefSeq names its product bolA family member 2B (gene BOLA2B). NCBI's taxonomy places the organism in Eukaryota, Metazoa, Chordata, Mammalia, Artiodactyla, Bovidae. Gene Ontology annotation, biological process: intracellular iron ion homeostasis. The transcript is spliced from 4 exons. The record is from RefSeq and is a predicted model, not a curated record. Gene Ontology annotation, molecular function: 2 iron, 2 sulfur cluster binding. Gene Ontology annotation, cellular component: cytosol; nucleus. The coding region runs from base 1 to 570 and encodes 189 amino acids.
AUGCUGACUCUGACAGGAGCGGAAACCGAAGGCAGUUGGAAAACUGGGCUUGGGAUAGGGCGGAAGUGCCGAGUUUACGGACGUCUUGGUAAGGGCGGAAGUAGGUGCCUCAGCGGAAGUGGCGCCAGUAAGGGCGGAAGCAGUGUGGCUGGCGUCAGAACUGGGGUUCCAUCCCCGGUGGGCUGCCACCCUCCCUGGGCUGCCACAAUGGAACUCAGUGCCGAGUACCUCCGGGAGAAGCUGCAGCGGGAUCUGGAAGCGGAGCACGUGGAAGUGGAGGACACGACUCCCAACCGUUGCGCGUCCAGCUUCCGAGUCCUCGUGGUGUCGGCCAAAUUCGAGGGGAAGCCGCUGCUUCAGAGACACCGUUUCCCUGGACCAGGAGAACUAGUAACUACUCGCAAGUCUGCUUCACUGGGAGGGCCCAACAUCGCAUCCCCCUCCCCACUCCUUGCCAAUACAGGUCCCUCUUAUAGAGGCCAGGCCCAGGCAGAAGCCACCGACAAGGCUCAAGCAGCAGCCGCACGGUGCAGGAAAGGCUCUGAACUGGACGGGAAGACUGUGUCAUAACUCAGGAUCUGCCCUCUCCUGCUCUGCCCCUCAGUUUCCUCACUUGUAAACUAAGGUCAGGCCCACUAUUUUGGGCCUAAGCUUCCUCCCUACAAAGAACCCCUUAUUUUGAUCCCUUGGGCCUACAGCUUGACAGCUGUCAUGUAAGCACUGGUUGCUUCAUUUCCCCAAGCAGCAGGGUCAGGACAGCUGAUGUUGCGGUUGACUAGCAAAGGCAGACUGGGGAGUAAACAUGAGAAUGACUGAGGCGCCAUCCAGGCUAGAGCCCUGAGCAGCCCAGACCUACCAGCUGGAAAGCAGAGCAGGCUCCCCACCUGUAUCAGCACAGGGUGGCUCCCCCCUGCCCCACAAAGGCCUGUUCCUAUCUGCGGAGGGCGGGGGUUCCCAGGCCCCGGGAUCUGCUGCCUGAUGAUCCGGGAUGGAGCUGAUGUAAUAAUGAUGGAAAUAAAGUGCACACUAAAUGGAA